AGCUAGAAAUUUCUCGAUCCAGGUUUUGUACAAAUGUUUUAAAAUUCGAGAUGGCGUGACCUUUUUACUCAAGUUUUGACCAGUGUCUAAUGGCUUACAACGUUCUUUUUCAAUUUAUAAAUCUCUCAGAAAUUGAGGUAGACCAAUAUAUGGAUAUCAACACUUGACAGUAAUUUGACUUCGCGUUGAACCUUUUUGUCUGUAGCUGUGACCGGUAGUUAUAAUUUUCAUGAUGGCUGCCUCCUUCGUAAAUAUGACUUCUGGAGUGUUAAACAAGUCAAAUAAUUAUUUGAUUGGAAUUGGCCGCUAUUCUUUAAAUUAUUUUAUAAAAACUCCUGCUUACUCAACAGCUCUUUCUGUAAAUGCUGCAAGCAACAAGCCAGGUGUGAGGUCUCGAGGUAAACGAUCUUCACAGAAUGCUAGACAGAGAAGAGUGUUGCCUGCAGAACCUAGAACAGAACUCAUGCCUACAGACCAAGACUGGACCAGUGUGUACCCGUCAGCAGCAGUAUUCAAACCAUCUGCUGUACCACUUCCCAUUCGAAUGGGUUAUCCAGUAAAGAGAGGUGUGCCACCAGAAAAGAAAGGGAACCUGGAGCUCAUGAAAAUUCCAAACUUUUUACAUUUAACACCAGCUGCAAUCAAAAAACACUGCUCUGCUCUGAAAGAUUUCUGUACGGAGUGGCCUGCUGCAUUAGACACCGAUGAGAAAUGUGAGCAGCAUUUUCCCAUUGAGAUUGUCACCACAGAUUAUGUUUCUGCAGGACCUUCAGUUCGCAGUCCUAAAGCAAGAAUAGUAAAACUCUCGGUUAAACUUUCCAGGCUGAACAUGGAUGAUCAUGCAAGAAAGAAGUUCAUUAAACUUGUAGGAGAGCGUUACUGCAAGGACACUGAUACCCUAACCAUUACAACAGACAGAUGUCCUCUACGGAGGCAGAAUUAUGACUAUGCUCUGUACCUGCUAACAGUUCUGUACCAUGAAUCAUGGAAAACAGAACCAUGGGAAAGUGAAAAGACAGAAGCUGAUAUGGAAGAGUACAUUUGGGAGAACAGUGCAUCAGAGAAAAAUGUUUUGGAGACACUUCAGAGAAUGAGGGCAGCUGAUAACAGUCCCACAGUGACCCAUGAAGAGCUUGUUAAAUCUGAUGUGAUAGAGGAUUACAAGAAUUCUAUAGUAGCACUUAAAAAUCUUGGAGAAACUGAAAGCAGUGUGUCGCAGUAUAAACAGUCUGUACUAAAACUUUUACAUUUGCAAACUUAAAACAUCCUGUGAGUGUCCACAGUCAUUUGUGCUAAUUAUAAAUAUCAAUAAAGUUAGAGGGAGAACAAACUUUCUUUCUAUUGUUGAUCAUGUCACAGAAGGCAGUAUAACGGCUGAAGAGGCAUUGAAUGUAGCACCUUGGUAAAAAAUAUUGGUAGGUAUGUGGCUGGUGCCAUUAUUUUGUUGUAAUUAUUCCUGUUUUUCUAAUAUGUUUUUUUUCAACAAACAAAAUAAAUACAUUUCUAGACAGAUAUGAAA
Molecule: messenger RNA, 1519 nt
Organism: Protopterus annectens (West African lungfish)
Lineage: Eukaryota; Metazoa; Chordata; Ceratodontiformes; Protopteridae
Gene: MRPS35
Product: mitochondrial ribosomal protein S35
Exons: 8
Coding region: 230-1261 (343 amino acids)
Biological process (GO): mitochondrial translation
Cellular component (GO): mitochondrial small ribosomal subunit
Molecular function (GO): structural constituent of ribosome
Source: RefSeq, a predicted model, not a curated record